GCAGGCUUGCCGGGUGGAUGGACUGGGGGGAGACGGGACCACGGGGUUCAGGUUCCUCUUUUACUUUACAUUUAUCAAGCAAGCACCAUGUGAUAGGCACAGACCGAGACUCUAUCAGCGACGAUUGAUGCACACUACAGCCACACACAUACGACCUCAGACAGCACAAGCCACAGACCCACACCCACAUCA
This is a messenger RNA of Pelobates cultripes (western spadefoot toad), 192 nucleotides long. The record is from the annotation of a GenBank genome assembly. NCBI's taxonomy places the organism in Eukaryota, Metazoa, Chordata, Amphibia, Anura, Pelobatidae.